UCUAGUUCUGUGGCAUUUACUAUUUCUCUCUUUUUUAACAAAAUAUGCAACCUCCCAGAAGCAAACUUACUUAAAAUGUAGUUGAAAAAUAUGAAAUUUGUCACUUGUCAUAAUUUAGCUUGGAAAAUCCAUAGGAAAAUCUUAGGGAAAGUAUACAACAUGUUUUAUUGAAAAUUAUAAAAUCAAUUAGUUUUUUUUUUCAAAUGGGAACCAUAGCAAGUAAAGGAUCUGGACGGCGGAUAAGUUUUGAUAAUAAUUUUGUUGUGUCGCCUGCAAUAGUACCAAAAUGCAUGGAUUGCUGUGAUGACAUUUUAGAACUCGAAAGUUUAUCCAAAGAUGCAGAUGAUGAACUCCAUCUCAAAGAAACAAAUUCUAUGACUUUUGAAUCUCAGGAGAACAAUGAUGGUGAUUAUUGGUCAAGAAGAAUAGAAAACCUCAAAAAAGAACAUCAAUCAAUAAAUAAGAUUAUCGAAACAGAAUAUGAAAAGACCGUAGAAAAUACUAAAAUUUACGAUACUCCAGCUAACAUUCAUGAUAAAAUGCAAAAAAUUAAACCUUGCUUUGAUUGGCGAGCGAAAAUCUUGAAGUGUUAUGAAGAAAAUCCACAUCAACAAUUAUUAUGUUCAGCUGCGGUUCAAGCUUUUAGUCAAUGCGUCAAGAACUGUAGAAUGGAAGAUUGAAAUAUUUUAAUUAUAUUUUGUACAUUUGUAUACGACAAAUACCUAUUCAUUAAAGUGCAAGACAUUUUCAAUUAAAGUAUAUUUUUUGUCCACAUUAUGCUUAAUUUUUAUAUUAUUGAAUAUAAUAGAUACGGUAGUAAAGUCAUAUCCGGCUUUGACAUUGUAUUCGUAUCUAUGAUCUGAUCCAAAAGAUAAAGAUUAUCUCUUAAUU
Molecule: messenger RNA, 891 nt
Organism: Plodia interpunctella (Indianmeal moth)
Lineage: Eukaryota; Metazoa; Arthropoda; Insecta; Lepidoptera; Pyralidae
Product: MICOS complex subunit Mic25-like
Exons: 3
Coding region: 204-680 (158 amino acids)
Biological process (GO): inner mitochondrial membrane organization
Cellular component (GO): MICOS complex
Source: RefSeq, a predicted model, not a curated record